AUGUCAAACCAACUUGUUGCUUUGUUGUUGGUAGUGUGCCUUGUAACUGUUCAAGGUGAGACUUAUUUCAAUGGUAAAAAACCACUAACACAAGCAGAGUGCGUGGCAAAUUGCAUCAGCAGAAGUAUCCUCUGGAAAAGCUUAUCAGAAUCAUUGUGUGAAUUUAAUUGUGCUAAUGUCAUCACGUGGAAAUCUUAUCAAGGUCCAUCUUCUCAUGGUUCCCACGCAAGGGGGUAUGGUCCAGUUGGUGCUCCUAAACCUUCUCUGGCCCCAGCUCCACGGAGCAUAAUGGAAUUAAGUAAAAACACAGAGGCAUAA
Messenger RNA from Lathyrus sativus (Indian pea), 318 nucleotides. The record is from the annotation of a GenBank genome assembly. Lineage: Eukaryota; Viridiplantae; Streptophyta; Magnoliopsida; Fabales; Fabaceae.